Molecule: messenger RNA, 7990 nt
Organism: Scleropages formosus (Asian bonytongue)
Lineage: Eukaryota; Metazoa; Chordata; Actinopteri; Osteoglossiformes; Osteoglossidae
Gene: mtor
Product: mechanistic target of rapamycin kinase
Exons: 58
Coding region: 201-7742 (2513 amino acids)
Biological process (GO): TORC1 signaling; negative regulation of macroautophagy
Cellular component (GO): TORC2 complex; nucleus; cytoplasm
Molecular function (GO): protein serine/threonine kinase activity; protein binding; protein-containing complex binding
Source: RefSeq, a predicted model, not a curated record
CAGUUAACCCUCCGGCCAGCUGGGGGCGCCAUUGGCCAAUUGGUAGAUGUCCUCCCUCCCCGCAACCUACCCCGCCGAAGAAGAGUGUCGAGCUUUCGUACCUUGACACUCGACUCGGCUACCGAAGCUACGCUCUCCGCUCUCCACUCUUCAGGGCUCCGCGGGGCUCCGGCUCCGACGCCCCCGCCGCCACUGCCGCGAUGUCCGGCACGGCCUCCGUGCUGCAGCAGUUCGUGAGCGGCCUCAAGAGCCGCAGCGAGGAGAGUCGAGCGAAGGCGGCGAAGGAGCUGCAGCACUAUGUGACCACGGAGCUCCGAGAGCUAAGCCAAGAAGAGGCGACCACUUUCUACGAUGAGCUGAACCACCACAUAUUCGAGCUGGUCUCCAGCUCUGAUGUCAACGAGAAGAAAGGCGGGAUCCUCGCUAUAGUGAGCCUGAUUGGCGUCGAGGGGGGCAAUGCCACGCGAAUCAGCCGUUUCGCCAACUACCUGCGCAACCUGCUGCCCUCGAGUGACCCCGUCGUCAUGGAGAUGGCCUCCAAAGCCAUGGGCCACCUGUCUAUGGCCGGAGACACCUUCACCGCGGAGUAUGUCGAGUUCGAGGUGAAGAGGGCCCUCGAAUGGCUGGGAGCGGACAGGAACGAAGGGCGGCGCCACGCCGCUGUGCUGGUGCUGCGUGAGCUGGCGGUCAGCGCACCCACCUUCUUCUUCCAGCAGGUGCAACCCUUUUUCGACAACAUCUUCUACGCCGUGUGGGACCCGAAGCAGGCGAUCCGGGAGGGCGCCGUGUCGGCGCUCAGGGCCUGCCUCAUCCUCACCACCCAGCGGGAGACCAAGGAGAUGCAGAAGCCCCAGUGGUACAAGCAAACCUUUGAGGAAGCGGAGAAGGGCUUCGACGAGACUUUGGCCAAAGAGAAAGGUAUGAACCGCGAUGACCGAGUGCACGGCGCCCUGCUCAUCCUCAACGAGCUCGUCCGCAUCAGCAGCAUGGAGGGCGAGCGCAUGCGGGAGGAGAUGGAGGAAAUCACCCAGCAGCAGCUAGUUCACGACAGGUACUGCAAAGAGCUGAUGGGCUUCGGCGCCAAGCCGCGUCACAUCACACCCUUCACCAGCUUCCAGUCUGUGCAGCCGCCGCAAUCCAACGCCCUGCUGGGGCUCCUGGGCUACAGUGCGCCGCAAGGCUUCCUGGGCUUCGGGGCCGUGCCCACGCCCUCCAGGAGCUCGCUGGUGGAGAGCCGCUACUGCCGGGAACUGAUGGAGGAUCGCUUCGACCAGGUUUGCCGCUGGGUGCUCAAGUACAGAACCAGUAAAAACCCUCUGAUCCAGAUGACUAUCCUGAACCUGCUGCCUCGACUCGCUGCCUUCCAGCCACAUACCUUCACAGAGCAGUACCUGGGCGACACAAUGGGCCACCUGCUCGCCUGCCUGCGCAAAGAGAAGGAGCGCACAGCUGCUUUCCAGGCCCUGGGGCUGCUCGUGGUGGCCGUGCGCACCGAGAUCCAGCCCUACCUCUCCAAAAUCCUGGAGAUCGUCAAGGCCGCGCUGCCGCCGAAGGACUUUGCACACAAGAGGCAGAAGACCAUGCAGGUGGACGCCACCGUGUUCACUUGCAUCAGCAUGCUGUCGCGGGCCAUGGGAGCCAGCAUCCAGCAGGAUAUCAAGGAGCUUCUGGAGCCCAUGUUGGCGGUAGGACUCAGCCCUGCCCUGACCGCCGUGCUCUACGACCUGAGCCGGCAGAUCCCUCAGCUGAAGAAGGACAUCCAGGACGGCCUGCUGAAGAUGCUGUCCCUGGUGCUGAUGCACAAGCCCCUGAGACACCCGGGAAUGCCCAAAGGCUUGGCCCACCAGUUGGCCUCCCCCAGCCUUACCAACAUCCCCGAGGCGAGCGAUGUGGGCAGCAUCACGCUGGCGCUGCGCACGUUGGGCAGCUUUGAGUUCGAAGGCCACUCGCUCACACAGUUUGUGCGCCACUGUGCCGACCACUUCCUGAACAGCGAGCACAAGGAGGUGCGCAUGGAGGCGGCUCGUACCUGCUCGCGCCUGCUGACGCCCUCCAUCCAUCUGAUUGGCGGCCACGGCCACGUGGUGAGCCAGACGGCCGUGCAGGUGGUGGCUGACGUGCUGAGCAAGCUGCUGGUGGUGGGCAUCACUGACCCAGAUCCUGAUAUCCGCUACUGUGUGCUGGCCUCCCUGGAUGAGCGCUUCGACGCCCACCUGGCCCAGGCGGAGAACCUGCAGGCGCUCUUUGUGGCGCUCAACGACGAGGUGUUCGAGAUCCGCGAGCUGGCCAUUUGCACCAUCGGCCGUCUCAGCAGCAUGAACCCUGCCUUCGUCAUGCCCUUUCUACGCAAGGUGCUCAUACAGAUCCUGACGGAGCUGGAGCACAGCGGCGUGGGCCGGAACAAGGAGCAGAGCGCUCGCAUGCUUGGCCACCUGGUGUCCAACGCUCCCCGUCUCAUACGGCCCUACAUGGAGCCCAUUCUCAAGGCUUUGAUCCUGAAGCUGAAAGACCCCGACCCCAACCCUGGCGUGGUGAUCAGCGUCCUGGCCACCAUAGGCGAGCUUGCCCAGGUGAGUGGGCUGGAGAUGCGCAAGUGGAUGGACGAGCUCUUCCCCAUCAUCAUGGACAUGCUGCAGGACUCCUCGUCGUUGGCCAAGAGACAGGUGGCACUGUGGACACUGGGCCAGCAGGUGGCAAGCACGGGUUACGUGGUGGAGCCAUAUCGCAAGUACCCGUCGCUGCUGGAAGUGCUGCUGAAUUUCCUGAAGACGGAGCAGAACCAGGGGAUCCGGCGAGAGGCCAUCCGGGUGCUCGGGCUCCUGGGAGCGCUGGACCCCUACAAGCACAAGGUCAACAUCGGCAUGAUCGACCAAUCCCGAGAUGCCUCGGCCGUCAGUCUGUCCGAGUCCAAAUCCAACCAGGAUUCGGCUGACUACAGCACCAGCGAGAUGCUGGUGAACAUGGGCAACCUCCCGCUGGAUGAGUUCUACCCGGCGGUGGCCAUCGUGACCCUCAUGCGCAUCCUGCGCGACCCGUCGCUCUCCAACCACCACACCAUGGUGGUGCAGGCCGUCACCUUCAUCUUCAAGUCCCUGGGUCUCAAGUGCGUGCAGUUCCUGCCGCAGGUCAUGCCCACCUUCCUCAACGUGAUCCGCGUGUGCGACGCCAACAUCCGCGAGUUCCUGUUCCAGCAGCUGGGCAUGCUAGUGUGCUUUGUCAAGAUCCACAUCCGGCCCUACAUGGACGACAUCUUCACCCUCAUCAGGGAGUACUGGACACCCAACAAUCCGAUGCAGAACACCAUCAUCCUUCUGAUUGAGCAGAUCGUGGUUGCGCUGGGGGGAGAGUUCAAGCUGUACCUGCCGCAGCUCAUCCCCCACAUGCUGCGCGUCUUCAUGCACGACAACAGCUCCGGCCGCAGCGUCACCAUCAAGCUCCUGAACGCUAUCCAGCUGUUUGGUGCCAACCUAGACGACUACCUCCACCUGCUGCUGCCUCCCAUCGUGAAGCUCUUUGAUGCUCCAGACGUGCCGCUGCAGGCUCGCAAGGUUGCCUUGGAGACCCUGGACCGGCUGACGGAGUCUCUGGACUUCACAGACUAUGCCUCCCGAAUCAUCCACCCUAUCGUGCGCACGCUGGACGGGACCCCUGAGCUGCGGGGCACUGCCAUGGACACGCUGUCCUCUCUGGUCUUCCAGCUCGGAAAGAAGUACCAGAUCUUCAUCCCCAUGGUGUGCAAAGUCAUGCUGAAGCACAGGAUUAACCACCAGCGCUACGAUGUCCUCAUCUGUCGGAUCAUCAAGGGCUGCACCCUGGCCGAAGAGGAGGAUGACUCCUUCCAGCACCGACAGCUACGCAGCAAUCAGGGCGACGCUCUGGUCAGCGGCCCCGUGGAGCCGGGGCCCAUGAAGAAGCUGCAUGUCAGCACCUCCGCCUUGCAGAAGGCCUGGGGGGCAGCCAGGAAGGUGUCGAAGGAUGACUGGCUGGAGUGGCUGCGGAGGCUGAGCGUGGUGCUUCUGAAGGAGUCCUCGUCCCCAGCUCUCCGAUCCUGCUGGUCCCUGGCUCAGACAUACAUCCCUCUGGCCAGGGACCUGUUCAAUGCCGCCUUCCUGUCCUGCUGGUCGGAACUGAGCGAAGACCAGCAGGACGAGCUGAUCCGCAGCAUCGAGCUGGCGCUCACCUCGCAGGACAUCGCUGAGGUCACGCAGACACUGCUCAACCUGGCCGAGUUCAUGGAGCACAGUGACAAGGGACCCCUCCCCCUACGUGAUGACAACGGCAUCGUUCUCCUUGGAGAGAGGGCUGCCAAGUGCCGUGCCUACGCCAAGGCCCUGCAUUACAAAGAGCUGGAGUUCCAGAAGGGUCCUUCGCCCCUCAUCCUGGAGUCCCUCAUCAGCAUCAACAACAAGCUGCAGCAACCGGAGGCGGCAGCUGGGGUACUUGAGUACGCCAUGAAGCACUUCGGAGAGCUGGAAAUCCAGGCCACGUGGUAUGAGAAGCUGCACGAGUGGGAGGAUGCUCUGGUGGCGUACGACAAGAAGAUUGACAUGAACAAGGAGGACCCCGAGCUCAUCCUGGGACGCAUGCGCUGCCUGGAGGCCUUGGGGGAGUGGGGGCAGCUGCACCAGCAGUGCUGUGAGGAGUGGACUCUGGUCAGCGAGGAGACCCAGGCUAAGAUGGCGCGCAUGGCAGCAGCGGCCGCCUGGGGUUUGGGACACUGGGACAGCAUGGAGGAGUACACCUGCAUGAUCCCCAGGGACACACACGACGGCGCCUUCUACAGGGCAGUGCUGGCCUUGCACCAGGACCUGUUCUCACUGGCCCAGCAGUGUAUCGACAAGGCCAGAGACCUGCUGGAUGCGGAGCUCACCGCCAUGGCUGGGGAGAGCUACAGCCGGGCGUAUGGGGCCAUGGUGUCGUGCCAGAUGCUGUCAGAGCUUGAGGAAGUGAUUCAGUACAAACUGGUGCCAGAGCGGCGCGAGAUCAUCCGCGAGACCUGGUGGGAGAGGCUGCAGGGCUGCCAGCGCAUCGUGGAGGACUGGCAGCGGAUCCUCAUGGUGCGUUCGCUCGUCAUCAGCCCCCACGAGGACAUGCGCACCUGGCUCAAAUACGCCAGCCUGUGCGGCAAGAGCGGGCGCCUGGCGCUGGCGCACAAGACGCUGGUCCUCUUGCUGGGCGUGGACCCCUCCAAACAGCUGGACCACCCGCUGCCCACGGCACACCCCCACGUCACCUACGCUUACAUGAAGUACAUGUGGAAAAGUGCCCGCAAGAUCGACGCCUUCCAGCACAUGCAGCACUUUGUGCAGGCCAUGCAGCAGCAGGCUCAGCACGCCAUCGCCGCAGAGGACCAGCAGCACAAGCAGGAGUUGCACAAGCUCAUGGCUCGGUGCUUCUUGAAGCUGGGCGAGUGGCAACUCAGCCUCCAGGGUAUCAACGAGAGCACCAUCCCCAAGGUGCUGCAGUACUACAGCCACUCGACGGAGCACGACCGCACCUGGUACAAGGCCUGGCACGCCUGGGCCGUGAUGAACUUCGAGGCCGUCCUGCACUACAAGCACCAGAACCAGGGCCGCGACGAGAAGAAGAAGCUGCGACACGCCAGCGGGGCGAGCGGCACCAGCGAGGCGAGCAACAGCGACAGCGAAGCCGAGAGCACGGAGCACAGCCCCCUGCCGUCGCCCGGCCAGAAGAAGGUCAACGAGGACCUGUCCAAGACCCUGCUGCUGUAUACCGUUCCUGCCAUCCAGGGCUUCUUCCGCUCCAUCUCCUUGUCCCGCGGGAACAACCUGCAGGACACUCUGAGGGUCCUCACUCUGUGGUUCGACUACGGCCACUGGCCCGAGGUGAACGAGGCUCUUGUGGAAGGGAUCAAGACCAUCCAGAUCGACACCUGGCUGCAGGUGAUCCCCCAGCUGAUUGCACGCAUCGACACACCCCGCGCCCUCGUGGGCCGACUCAUCCACCAGCUGCUCACGGACAUUGGCCGCUACCACCCGCAGGCGCUGAUCUACCCACUGACUGUGGCAUCCAAGUCGACGACGACGGCGCGGCACAACGCCGCCAACAAGAUCCUGAAGAACAUGUGUGAGCACUGCAACACGCUGGUGCAGCAGGCCAUCAUGGUGAGCGAGGAGCUGAUCCGCGUCGCCAUCCUGUGGCACGAAAUGUGGCACGAGGGCCUGGAGGAAGCAUCGCGCCUCUACUUCGGCGAGCGCAACGUCAAGGGCAUGUUCGCCGUGCUGGAGCCGCUGCACGCCAUGAUGGAGAGGGGCCCGCAGACUCUGAAGGAAACCUCCUUCAACCAGGCGUAUGGGCGGGACCUGAUGGAGGCGCAGGACUGGUGCAGGAAGUACAUGCGCUCGGGCAACGUGAAGGACCUCACCCAAGCCUGGGACCUCUACUACCACGUCUUCAGGAGAAUCUCCAAGCAGCUGCCGCAGCUCACCUCGCUGGAGCUCCAGUACGUGUCUCCCAAGCUCCUCAUGUGCCGUGACCUGGAGCUGGCCGUGCCGGGGACCUACGACCCGAACCAGUCCAUCAUCCGCAUCCAGUCCAUCGCGGCCUCGCUGCAGGUCAUCACGUCCAAGCAGAGGCCCCGCAAGCUCACCAUCAUGGGCAGCAACGGCCACGAAUUCAUGUUCCUGCUGAAGGGCCACGAAGACCUGAGGCAAGACGAGAGGGUGAUGCAGCUCUUCGGACUGGUCAACACGCUGCUGGCCAACGACCCGGCCUCUUUGCGCAAGAACCUCAGCAUCCAGCGCUACGCCGUGAUCCCGCUCUCCACCAACUCGGGCCUGAUCGGCUGGGUGCCCCACUGCGACACGCUCCACGCCCUCAUCAGGGACUACCGCGAGAAGAAGAAGAUCCUGCUGAACAUCGAGCACCGCAUCAUGCUGAGGAUGGCGCCGGACUACGACCACUUGACGCUCAUGGAGAAGGUCGAGGUGUUCGAACACGCUGUGAACAACACGGCCGGGGAUGACCUGGCCAAGUUGCUGUGGCUGAAGAGUCCGAGCUCCGAGGUUUGGUUCGACAGGCGGACCAAUUACACGCGCUCCCUCGCCGUGAUGUCCAUGGUGGGCUACAUCCUGGGACUCGGAGACAGGCACCCGUCUAACUUGAUGCUGGACAGGCUGAGCGGGAAGAUCCUCCACAUUGACUUCGGCGACUGCUUUGAGGUUGCCAUGACCAGGGAGAAAUUCCCCGAAAAGAUCCCCUUCAGGCUCACGAGGAUGCUCACCAACGCCAUGGAGGUGACGGGUCUUGACGGAAACUACCGGAUCACGUGUCACACGGUGAUGGAGGUGCUGCGUGAGCACAGGGACAGCGUCAUGGCCGUGCUGGAGGCUUUUGUUUACGACCCGCUGCUCAACUGGAGGCUCAUGGACACAAACACCAAAGGGAACAAACGAUCCAGGACCAGAACGGACUCCUACACAGCAGGACAGUCAGUCGAAGCCUUGGAUGGUGUGGACCUUGGAGAAACUACCCACAAGAAGCCAGGAACCACCGUGCCUGAAUCCAUUCACUCCUUCAUUGGAGACGGCCUCGUGCAGCCCGAAGCCUUGAACAAAAAAGCUAUUCAGAUCAUUAACCGCGUGCGGGACAAGCUCACGGGACGAGACUUCUCUCACGAUGAGACGCUGGACGUGGCCACGCAGGUGGAGCUCCUCAUAAAGCAGGCCACGUCACACGAGAACCUGUGUCAGUGCUACAUCGGCUGGUGUCCAUUCUGGUAGAGGCUCCUAGCGCUCAGCGUCAUCUCCAUUGCGGGCGGGUGGAUGGACAGAUGGACAGGCGGACAGAUAGAGAGAAGGAGCACAGCUCUGCUCGGGCGACCGGGGUCGAACUCGAAGUCCACGUAGGGCGUGUAGAAUGACCGUGUGUGAUGUAACAUGAUGAUGAGGCGAUGCAGCGUAGACUUUCCUUGCAAUGGAGGUCAACUGCUCUAUUCUGUGUUAAAUAAAUGCUUGUUAAAUGUCACGUA